This is a messenger RNA of Plasmodium berghei ANKA, 1713 nucleotides long. Its product is annotated as partial CSTF domain-containing protein, putative. The record is from RefSeq and is a predicted model, not a curated record. The transcript has 3 exons. Lineage: Eukaryota; Apicomplexa; Aconoidasida; Haemosporida; Plasmodiidae. Bases 1 to 1713 code for a protein of 570 amino acids. Gene Ontology annotation, molecular function: RNA binding.
AUGGUAGACAAUCAAGAUAUAAACAUUUUUUUUGCAUCCAAUUUACCUUAUGACGUUACAGAAAAUAGUUUAAAAGAAUUUUUUUCUCCACACCUUAAUCUUGCAUUCACUAACUUGAAAAGGACAAAGUAUGGAGUAAAAAGCAGUUAUGGCUAUUUGCAUUUCAGAAAUAAAAAAGAAGAUGUAAUUUCAUUUAUUGAAAAUAAUAUAUAUCAAAACCACAAAAUAUGGAUUGAUAUAUUUCAGGGUGGAGUGUGUGAACAAGAGGAUAUUGAAAAGGAUGAUGAAAAUAGCAAUGAUGGAAAAAGUCAGGAAAAUGACAAUGUUAAUCCAGAAAUUUGGAAAAAUGUACAAUUUGAUAAAAAAAAAAUGGAAAUAAUAAACAAAAAUGGAGAUAUAACAAAAUAUGGACAAUCAAUAAUUGAAAAUAUGAAUAUGUAUGAUAUUAUAUUAAUAAUAAAUAAAUUACAAGAGUUAAUUCGUGCAUCUCCACAAACAGCUAUUAAUAUGUUAAAUGAAAAUAAAAAAAUAUAUUAUUCAUUUGUUCAUGCACUUUUUCUUUUGGGUAUUUUAAACAUUGAUGCUAAUAAAUUAAAUGAUGAAGAACUAACAUUAUCAAAAUUUUAUAAAAUUAAAAAUCGAUUACAAUAUUUAUUUUUAAAUAAAAAAGAAAACAAUGGAAUAAAUAACACCUUUGAAGAAAAUAUGAUAUCUGAGAGUAAAAUAAAUGAAAAUAGUAACAUACAAAAUAAAUUAGAUAAUUGGAAUGAAGAAAAUUGUCCUAAUUCUUUAUACAAUAUUAUAAAAAAGAAAAGAAAUGAUAAUUAUAAAGAACAAAAUGAAUAUGGAUUAUAUUUAAAUGAUAAAAAAAAGAUAAAAAACAAAACAAAUGAAUUAAAUAAUAAUCAAGAAUAUGAAAAUUAUUAUUAUGAAAUAGAUUCAAAUAAAAAUAAUGAAGGAAAUGAAUUAAUUCCUAAUAGUUAUGGAAAUGUUCUAUAUUCAUUUAUUAGUAGCGCAUCUAACAAAACAAAUAUAAACGAAUAUAAAGACUAUAAUUACAUAGAAAAUAAAAUACAAUAUAAUAAAAAUGAUACAAAUAAAUCGGGGUUAUAUGGAAAAGGAUUAUAUUCAUCCAGCAAUAAAAAUAAAAAAGUGAAAAAUAAUCUAAAUAUUGAUCAAACAUAUUAUAAUAAUAUAGAAAAUAAUGAAAAAGAAAAUAAAACUAAUGGAUAUGAUGAAGAUGCAUCUAAUAUUAACUCAAAUCAAAAUCAUUCACAAGUUAAAGGUUUUGAUUUUGGAAAAAAUUUAAUAAAAAGAAUUAAUAUAUCAAAUAACCAACGAAGAGGAAUCAAACUAAUUAAUAGAACAAAUAGCGGAGAUAAUAUUGAAGAAAAUGUAAUUAAAAUAAAAAAUGUAUAUAAUAUUCAAGAAGAAAUAAAUAAAAAAGAUAAACCUAAAAAAAAAAAAUUUGAAAAUAAAGUAAAUACAAGUCUUAAAAAAGUAUUAGAAAAAAUAAACCUUACAAUUAAUGCAAUUCCAGAAGCAGAAGAACAAUUAGUAAAAGAAGUUAUAAAUCAAAAAGAUAUUCUUCAAAAUAUAUUAGCUAGUAAAUAUUCAGACAUGCUAAAAUGGAAUAAUGAGCAAGCAUUACGGGUAUUAUCUCUCAGGAAAUCUCUUAAAAAAAAGGGAUAUACAAUUACUGGGCCUAUAUAG